Molecule: messenger RNA, 1431 nt
Organism: Dermatophagoides farinae (American house dust mite)
Lineage: Eukaryota; Metazoa; Arthropoda; Arachnida; Sarcoptiformes; Pyroglyphidae
Gene: Gmppa
Product: GDP-mannose pyrophosphorylase A
Biological process (GO): biosynthetic process
Source: RefSeq, a predicted model, not a curated record
CCGAUUCGAAAGCAUUCUGAUUGAGUCGAUCAUCCAAUUUUUAAAGCUUGUUGAACUGAAAUUCUUGUGAAUUUAUUAUUUGCAAAUUGCAAAGAUGAUUAAAGCUGUAAUAAUUGUUGGUGGUCCACAAAAAGGUACCAGAUUUCGUCCAUUAUCUUUCAAUUCUCCAAAACCAUUGUUUCCAAUUGCCGGUUUACCGAUGAUCGAACAUUUGAUUAAAGCAUGUAUUCAAGUUCCAAAAAUGAAAGAAAUUCUAUUGAUUGGAUUCUAUCAACUGGAUGAUGCUUUUACCGAAUUUAUUCAAUCAAUGACAUUGAAAUAUCAGAUUAGUAUCCGAUAUUUACAAGAGUACACCCCACUAGGCACGGCUGGUGGUAUCUAUCAUUUCCGUGAUAUGAUCCGCUUGGGAGAUCCAGAAGCUGUAUUUCUCAUUAAUAGUGAUGUUUGUGGAAAUUUUAAUCUUGAUUCAAUGUUGCAUUUUCAUCGUCAUAUUCCACAUUCGGAUAAAUUAAUUACAAUCAUGGCAACAGAAGCUACACGUCAACAAUCACUCGAGUAUGGAUGUAUUGUGGAAGAUCCGGAUACGCAUGAAAUGUUGCAUUAUGUUGAAAAACCUGGAUCAUUUGUUAGUACGACAAUUAAUUGUGGUGUAUACAUAUUUUCAACCGGACUUUUAAGUUAUCUAUCAUCGGUUUUCAAAGAGAAACAUGAAUCAAAUAUGAAUGAUGUCGAUAUUCUCAAUAUGGAUACAACAUCAAUGAAUCGUGCUCAUUCGGAUGCCAUUAGUUUGGAAUAUGAUGUUUUCAAACGUUUAUUUGAAUCGAAAAAAAUUUACAUUUUCCAUCAAAAAGAACAUUUCUGGUGGAGUCCGAUAAAAACACCCAGUUCAGCCAUUUAUGCUAAUCGACAUUAUCUUUCAACAUAUCGAAAAUUUAAUCCAGAAUUAUUGAGUUCAACCGAACCCAGUGGAAAUGGUCCUACAAUCAUUGGCGAUGUAUAUAUUGAUCCAACAGCUGUUAUAGAUCCGACAGCCAGGAUUGGUCCAAACGUAAGCAUAAGCGAAGGUGUCAAAAUUGGUGCCGGUGUUCGCAUAAAAGAAUCAAUUAUAUUGAAAAAUGUAACCGUUAAAAAUCAUUCAUUGAUCAUGUAUUCAGUGCUUGGAUGGAAUUGUGCCAUUGGUACAUGGUCUCGUGUAGAAGGAACACCUUGUGAUCCAAAUCCUAAUCGUGCCUAUUCCAAAAUGGAAAAUCUUCCAUUAUUCGAUUGUGAUGGAAAACUUAAUCCAUUAAUUACGGUUUUAGGUUGUAAUGUAAGGGUUACAUCAGAAAUUAUCAUAUUGAAUUCAGUUGUAUUACCUUACAAAGAAAUUAAUCGAAGUUAUAAAAAUGAAAUUAUUUUAUAAUUUAUUAACGAUAUAAACUUGUUGUUGAU